ACUGACUGGGAAUUGUUUUUUAUCACUUUGGUCAAUACAACUACUGUGCUAUGAGUACUGAAUCAAAUGAGAAAGUACUUAAAGCAGUUGAGAAGCUAACUGGUGGGAGAAGUGAUAAAUGGUGGGGAUGUUUUGCGGACCGUCGAAUCAUUUUACUGAUUGUAUUUAUUGCCUUUUUGCUCGAUUACAUGUUAUUGACUUGUGUAGUUCCAGUCGUACCAAAAGUAUUGUUAAAAUAUCGCUCAGAAGAUUUAUCACGUUCAAUAAGAUCAGAAUUGUCUACAGAUGAACUGUGUGAAAAACUUCAAAUUGUAGAUAAAAUAACACCUAAAGAAUCUGUUGAAUUGGCUUCGAAAAAGUCAACUGAAGAAAUAGCUAACGAAAUUCAAAGACUCAUGAAUAUACAGUACAAAUCAAACAAUAUAACAAUUAAUGAAUGCAUACAAAAAACAGCGGAAGUGAUUCGUACAAUCAUGCAAAAUGAAUUACGGAAUGAAGAUCUUAAAAUUGGUGUAAUGUUUGCAUCGAAAGCAAUUGUGCAAACCAUUGUUAAUCCAUUUGUUGGUCCGCUAACGAACAGGAUUGGAUACAGUAUACCAAUGUUUACAGGGUUUGUCGUUACAUUCAUAUCUACAGUUGUCUUCGCAUUUGGAGGAAACUACGUUGUGCUGUUUAUCGCUCGUGCUUUACAAGGCGUUGGGUCUUCAUUUUCUACAGUUUCAGGUUUCGGAAUGUUGGCCACAUGUUAUAUUGAUGAACAAGAGAGGGAUCAUGCGUUUUCGAUUGCUCUUACUGGAUUAGCAUUGGGCGUACUAAUUGGGCCACCGUUUGGUGGAGUUACUUAUCAAUUCAUUGGCAAACCUGCACCCUUUUUAAUUUUGGCCGGUCUAACAUUAAUUGAUGGUUUAUUACAGUUACUUUCUUUGAAGCCGGUUGUUCGACAAGAGGAUGAGAAAGGUUCGUCGCUUUGGGAACUGAUAAAAGAUCCGUAUAUACUAGUAGCUGCAGGAACAAUAACAAUUGGUAAUCUGGGAACCGCUAUGUUGGAACCUUCUCUACCAUUGUGGAUGUGGAAUACAAUGAAAUCAUCUGAAUGGCAGCAAGGAAUAGUAUUUCUACCGUGUAGCUUCUCUUAUCUCGUUGGCACAAACCUGUUUGGUUACAUCGCACACAAAAUUGGACGACCACUGUGUGCUGCUAUGGGAAUGGUAGCUUGUGCAGCCAGCCUAACAGCUAUACCAUUUUGCACCAGAUUGGGACACUUAAUUGUGCCAAUGGCUGUAUUGGGAUUUUCUAUUGGUAUGAUAGAUUCAACAAUGUUUCCAACUAUGGGUUACUUGGUUGACUUGAGGCAUGUGGCUGUAUACGGGAGCGUUUAUGCUAUAGGAGAUGUCGCACUUUGUUUGGCAUUUGGACUAGGUCCUAUUGCAAGUGGUGCUAUAGUAAAAGGAGUUGGUUUCAGUUGGAUGUUAUGGACGAUAUCUAUUGCUUCGGUUGCAUUUUGUCCACUGAUAUUUUUGUUAAGAAAUCCUCCGGCAAAAAAGAAAAGUGAAACGAAUGAAACUGAAUCUACUAGUGGUCCAGUGGGCAUUGGUGAAUAUGGUCGAUACGAAUAAGGAUACCUGAUGAUUUCAGAGAUAACUUGGUCUUUUGGAUUUUGUCCUGUAACUAAAGUUAAAAAUCGAAUAAUUCAUGAAACACCACUGGAUGACUCCUCUUUUUAAGUUGAAAGUAAAACGCACUUUACGUAGUCUGUAUCAAAUUUAAUUUGUACUACUUGACUUAACAGCUUACAGCAUUUAAGAGUUUUACUUAACGUCAUAUUAUUAUCCUAAACUGUGUUCCGUAAUAAUAGUUCACUGUCUAAUUACCUUAUCUUGAUAUUAAAAUGGAAUUUUUAUGUCCAAAAUGCUUAUCUUAUGAGAUGUCAAGAAUGAAAUUGGUCAGAA
Molecule: messenger RNA, 1949 nt
Organism: Heterobilharzia americana
Lineage: Eukaryota; Metazoa; Platyhelminthes; Trematoda; Strigeidida; Schistosomatidae
Source: the annotation of a GenBank genome assembly